This is a messenger RNA of Strongylocentrotus purpuratus (purple sea urchin), 1895 nucleotides long. RefSeq names its product A disintegrin and metalloproteinase with thrombospondin motifs 6-like. Gene Ontology annotation, biological process: proteolysis. Gene Ontology annotation, molecular function: metalloendopeptidase activity. The record is from RefSeq and is a predicted model, not a curated record. The transcript has 12 exons. NCBI's taxonomy places the organism in Eukaryota, Metazoa, Echinodermata, Echinoidea, Camarodonta, Strongylocentrotidae. The coding region runs from base 285 to 1895 and encodes 536 amino acids.
AAGGGCAACAGUGAGACACUUGAAACGAGUGUUUCUGACAGGUUGUCAAUGCAGCGGGAGACUUGAACUCGACUUAUUGUUACUUCACAACCCCGCUGAGAGAGAAUUUAGGUUACGAUUUCUUUCAAAACGAUCGAUUUUUCUCUAGGAAGGAACCGGUCUUUUUGAUAAUACUGCGAAUACAACUUUCAUCGUGUGGUGCAGGUGAGGGAAGGAUCGCAUCAUUCGAAGAUUGGAAGGAAAGUGUUAUUCCUGGACAGGUGUGAAUAUUGACCAGUUUCAACAUGAGAUUUGUUUUGUGGAAUUUAAUCAAUCUACUUGUGAUAUGGUCGAAUGGAGGAGUGCGUGCCGAUGGGACACAUAAAGUCAAGAGGCGCAUUGACUUAUCUGAGGAAGAGAUUAAUAUAUACACAAAUCAUCAACAUAUAGAAGAUUACGAUAUCUUUUCACCAACAUUCCAUAAAUCUGCAAUACAUAAACGAAGUAUAGACUCAUUACCAGCCCAUCCCAGAAAUCAUGAAAUCAAAUUUAGCGCAUUUGGUGAUGAGUUUCAUUUAAAACUGGAAAGAAACGUCUGGCUACAACGUCGAGGAUUGACGGUGGACAGGCUAGGGGAUGAUGGAGUGAUACAGAGAGAAAGAUUAGUCGAUGGAGACUGCCAUUAUUAUGGAAAGUUAAUAUCUCACAGCAAAGCAUCAUCGGCAUCUAUCAGUACUUGUAAGGGUUUGAGGGGUGUCAUAAGCCAUGGAGAUUCGGAAUUUUAUAUCAAACCUCUUGAACAUCACCAUGCAAACCGGAUCAGAAGAGAUUCGGAUAACCGACAUGCCAAUCCGCAUAUCAUCUACAAACGGAUAUUCGCCAAAUUACGAAAGACAACUCCACAAGAACAGGAGCAACCAACUGAAUUCUGUGCCUCGGAAGAUCCGGAAUCGUCGAACUCGGAGAUCGGGAACUAUACCCGUGCGCCUUCGACGAUGAUGUCGUCAAUGGAAGACGUGUACAUAGGUCAGAAGUACCUGGAGUUCAUGGUCAUGAUUGAUAAGAGUAUGGUUGAAUUCCAUGGUGAUGACGUCAUCAAUUAUACCAUGACGCUGAUGAAUAUUGUCUCAAGGAGAUUCGCAGAGCCUUCGUUAGGAGUAAGCAUGCGAUUGGCUAUCACCAAGUUCAUCAUUCUCGAUACUGAUACACCGAUGGUGCAGUCUAUCACAGGUCAUAAUAUCAGUCUAAAUGUUCAGGCAAACGGACCUCAGUUAUUGGAAGAGUUUUGUCGCUGGCAAGCUGGCUUUAAUCCAAUCCAUGAUGCUCAUCCUGAACAUUGGGACAUCGCUACGCUCAUUACAAGAAAAGACCUAUUUAAGCUAUCUGGAACCUACCGUGAUACAAACCUUCUUGGAAGAGCAUACAUCGGGACUACAUGUCAACGCUCAUUACAAUGUUCAGUGAAUCAAGAUGAUGGACUCACUACUGGGUCGGUUAUAGCUCAUGAAACAGGGCACAAUUUAAACCUUCACCAUGACCCUGACUAUGGGUGUAAUAACGGACAUCAUGUCAUGUCUUCAGCCAGGCCUGUCGGCGUAGAGUCAUUCAAGUGGUCUGUCUGUAGUGCACAACAGAUUAAAAUCUUUCUCACUAAUCGGUUAUCUUCUUGCCUGAAUGACGCACCUAGUAUUGAUGACCCGGAAGUAGACUUGUUAGUUGUGAAUGAUCUUCCGGGUAGACGGUACACCUUGAGGGCCCAGUGUCAGUUAGCCUACGGAGCUAGCUCAGCCGUCUGCUCCCAAUCUGUGUGUGGUAGUCUAGGUUGUCAAGAAGGAGGUUUCUGUCAUUAUUCUGGGAUCAUGAUCAUGGAAGGAACUACGUGCGCACCUAAUAAGGUCGAUUUACGAAUACAGUAG